Molecule: messenger RNA, 1302 nt
Organism: Geodia barretti
Lineage: Eukaryota; Metazoa; Porifera; Demospongiae; Tetractinellida; Geodiidae
Source: the annotation of a GenBank genome assembly
AUGAUGCUUUUCGAAGCCCUCAAGAAACUGCUGAGAGACAUUCUUGGUCUUCUCAACAGUGAUGACACACUUCAUUCACUGAUGAGGGUUUUCUUCCGAGGGACGCCAGUUGCGCGUCUGACGGACGCCUCCGCAGAGGGCUCGUCCGUUGAUCCCGAUCCCCUCCUUUCCUCUCCAGCACUCAAAAGCGGUGAACUGGUGACUGGAGUGCAGUCUUCCUUCGACUCAUCGACAAGUUCUCUGAAAAAGGACGAAGUUGAUCAACAUGGAAACGCAGACGCCGUCAGCAUCGCCAUUCAGAGCAAUCUCAAGGAGGCUUUCCGCGUGUCGAAGGCGACUCUGUGCACCGCAAAGCUGUCCCAAGACGGCUACUCUACCGCCAGCUUCAAUACCACGAAAGCUGUAGAGUUCCAGCAAGAAAAUCCCUCGGAGCCAGUCUCCGAGCAAGCGGAUGAAAUCCCCGAGAAAAGCAACAGCCUUAUCAUCCCCAAAAAGGAGGAUUCUCCUCCAACAGAGUGUCCGAGGACCGUCAGCGAUGAUGACGAGAUGUGUCCUCUGUACCGCCUCUGUCCUCAACUUGCUCCAGGAGCAAAGAAUAAAAUGUACCCCUCUUCUCCCCUUCAGACUCGCGUGGAGGGAAAGGUUCUUUUCGACUCACCUCUGUUAAGCGAAGAAGACUUUGAACAGAGAGUAGAAAAGGAGAAGGUGUGCCUCGAAUUUGUACACCUGGAGGGGAAAACGGUUGAAGGUGUCAUCCGAGUCGCAAACACUGGCUACGAGAAGGAGGUGAUGGUGCUGUACACCAUAGAGAAACCCGACUGGAAAGUCGGUUCCAGCUGCAAGGCAAAGUGGGAGGAAAGUGUGUGCGACGGUACUAUGGACCGAUUCUUCUUCUGCUUCGACGGACUGGAGACCAUCGGCAUGGUCUCCUUUAGAAUCUCCUACAACGGGACUUUCACAGACGACAACAAUGGACAAAACUACACUGUCGCCUAUGCAAUGCCAUCUUCCACCACAUCCGAAAGUUCCCCGAUAACAGACAACGUUGAUCAAUGUUGUCAAUAUGGAGAUUCGGACGCCGUCAGCAUCGCCAUUCAGAGCAGUCUCAAGGAGGCUUUCCGCGUGUGGAAGGAAACUGAGUUCACUAAAAAGCCCUCCAAAACCUGCUGCUCAACUAAAACCUUCAAGACCACGAAAGCUGUAGGAUUCAAGCGAGAAAAUGUCUCAAUCCCGGUCCCUAAGCAAGCAAAGAAAACCGUAUCACCUCGAAAAAGGAAAACUCUCCUCCGCCAGAGUGCCUGA